Capra hircus (goat) is the source of this 1495-nucleotide messenger RNA. It is a transcript of the gene COX7A2L, whose product is annotated as cytochrome c oxidase subunit 7A-related protein, mitochondrial. The record is from RefSeq and is a predicted model, not a curated record. Lineage: Eukaryota; Metazoa; Chordata; Mammalia; Artiodactyla; Bovidae. The coding region runs from base 376 to 720 and encodes 114 amino acids. Gene Ontology annotation, biological process: mitochondrial electron transport, cytochrome c to oxygen; regulation of oxidative phosphorylation; mitochondrial respirasome assembly. The transcript is spliced from 3 exons.
CCCGCCCCCUCAACCCUUACAAGUCCCUCAGCCUCCGGCUAGAUCUGCGGGGCGCUUGCGCAGUUCUUAGGGUGUCCUGGCACUGCCCGAAUCUGUUUAAACGUGAGGGAAAGAAGGACGCUCAUAUUUUCUGCACACCGUGCAACAGCGGCUUUCCGCCGUAGAGCUGGGUUUUGCCUUUUUGGCCCUGAGAACACGGCUUUUUGUUCCCUUACGUGGCUUAAGAGGGCAUGUUUUAAGUUAGGCGGUUCCCGGGCAGCCCGUCUUUUGACGCAGGGUCCUUAGGCUGAGACUUGGGCCCACACCCGGGAAGGCGGGGUCCUUCUCUGGGGCAGUCGCGCGGGCAGUGGCUGCGGGAAGUCCAUACGGGCCGUCAUGUAUUAUAAGUUCAGUGGCUUCACGCAGAAGUUGGCUGGAGCAUGGGCUUCCGACGCCUAUAGCCCUCAGGGAUUAAGACCUGUUGUUUCCACAGAAGCACCGCCUAUUAUAUUUGCCACACCAACUAAACUGAGUUCCAGUUCUAUUGCAUAUGAUUAUGCUGGGAAAAACACAGUUCCAGAGCUGCAGAAGUUUUUCCAGAAAUCGGAUGGUGUGCCCAUCCACCUGAAACGAGGCCUGCCUGACCAAAUGCUUUACCGGACCACCAUGGCGCUGACACUCGGGGGGACCGUCUACUGCCUGAUCGCCCUCUACAUGGCAUCCCAGCCCAGAAACAAAUGAGUUAGGCUGCAGAGGACUGGUUUGCUUGUUGGCAUAAAUCCUUUGAAUUUUCAUUUUUCAUUAUUUCUGUAAUUUUUUUUGUUUUUUACUUGAAUGUCCCACUUUACAUUCUUAAAGAAAAGCAGAAAGAUAUUGAGACAAUAUUUUGGUUUGUUAUGAAAAUGUACAUGGCCUGCCAGAGCUCAUUCAGCAGUUAAAACUAUUGUUUAAAGAAAUGAUGUUGCUCUCUGCAUUUGGGCUCCUAAUUUCCCUGGAGCUUCUGAAUGGAGGUCGCACACAGGCUCAUUAGCGGCCAUCUGUGCUGAGGUCCUUGGGGAUUUAUGGUGGCAUAUUGAACAUGGGGUGGGGCAGCCUUUCUGGAUUAGGAUGUGACUGAGGAAGGAAGAUAGAAGCUCAGGCCAGGCACGUGAAAAUGUUAGCCACCUUGGGGAUUUUUCUGUCUUGCAGUUCAGUGUUAAUAGAAAUUAUUUGCAGCCUGCCUCCGUUCGUCGGGCAGUUUGUGUCAAAGGAUUAUUUGCGUCGUCUCAGAUCUUCAGUGGAAUUUCAUGUGUAGUUGUUACGUACUUAUUCCACCAUGGGAACAGAGAAGACCCGUUUCGUGUUGCCCUUUAGACCAGCGUCUGUUUCAUUAAUACAGCUGUGACACAGAUUCUCCUUUACCUUCUAAAAAUGUUAUGACUUUGAAUUAUGAUUUAUUUUAAUUGUGGAAUAAAUACACAAAUGAAAAAAUCUCAAGUUUGAAGUCCUUUUAAAUAAGUUUUCAAAGUACUUUCAG